Scophthalmus maximus (turbot) is the source of this 1858-nucleotide messenger RNA. It is a transcript of the gene dennd6b, whose product is annotated as DENN/MADD domain containing 6B. The transcript is spliced from 20 exons. Bases 73 to 1788 code for a protein of 571 amino acids. The record is from RefSeq and is a predicted model, not a curated record. NCBI's taxonomy places the organism in Eukaryota, Metazoa, Chordata, Actinopteri, Pleuronectiformes, Scophthalmidae. Gene Ontology annotation, molecular function: guanyl-nucleotide exchange factor activity. Gene Ontology annotation, cellular component: recycling endosome.
CAGAGGUCGCUGUUGUCAGUGUGUGAAUGGGGAUCGGAGGAGGACUGAUGGAGUCCACGGAGCUCGGUCGCGAUGAACCCGUUUGACGGCUCCGGUUCUCCGCGACACGAGGAGCCGGCGGACGGCCGGUGUCCGUGGUCCCGCUUCACCUCCUGGCUGGAGUGCGUGUGUGUCGUCACCUUCGACCUGGAGCUCGGACAAGCUAUAGAGCUGCUGUUUCCUCCAGAUGUGAAACUCACCGAGAAAGAGAAAACCACUAUCUGCUACCUGUCCUUCCCCGACUCGUACUCAGGAUGCCUCGGGGACACUCAGUUCAGCUUCAGGCUGCGUCAGUCAGUGGGUCGCAGAGCGUCGAGGUCCAGAGAAGACAUCUAUAACCGAGACGCUCCGGUCACACUGCAGAAGGAAGUGUCCCAUUUCUGUGGUUACGUCUAUUUCAGACAAGUGAAGGACGUAACAGUAAAGAGAGGAUAUUUCCAGAAGUCUCUAGUGUUGGUGUCCAGGCUGCCGUACACUCACCUGUUCCACUCGCUGCUGCAGAUUAUCGCACCUGAGUUCUUUGAGAAGCUGGAGCCCUGCCUUGAAACUGUUUGUAACGAGAUUGACCAAUGGCCUUCACCUGUGCCUGGAAUGACCCUCAACCUGCCUGUGAUGGGCGUGGUCUUACAGGUGAGGAUUCCUUCGAAAACAGACAAACCAGGAGGAAGUCCAGUGAGACAGACGUCUUCAGAGAACCUGCUGCCUUUUCCGACUCUGCUGCCCACCGUCCACGAGCUGGACCUGUUCAGGAGUUUCCAGUCGGUGCUGAUCCACCUGCAGAUGCUCUGGGAGCUCACGUUACUCGGCGAACCGGUGGUUGUCAUGGCACCAUCUCCCACCGUUUCCUCGGAAACGGUGCUGGCUCUUGUCAGCUCCAUCAGUCCUCUGAAGUUCUGCUGCGACUUUCGUCCUUAUUUCACCAUCCACGACCCGGAGUUCAGAGAGUUCACCACCAGAACCCAGGCCCCACCUCACGUGGUCCUGGGCGUCACCAACCCAUUCUUCAUCAAGACGUUUCAGUCGUGGCCUCACGUCGUCAGACUGGGGGAGAUCAGGAUGACAGGUGAUUUACCGAAACAGUUGAAGGUGAAAAAACUUUCCAAACUGAAAAUACUCGACACCAAACCAGGCAUUUACACAUCCUACAAGACGUUUCUACACAAAGACAAGAUUCUGGUUAAAAGACUGUUCAAGGGUUUCCAGAGGAAGCGGCCGUCAGAGGUCCAGAGCGCCAUCUUGAGGAGACACCUGGUCGAACUCACUCAGAGCUUCAUCAUCCCGCUGGAGCGCUACAUGGCGAGCCUGAUGCCUCUGCAGAGAUCUGUGACGCCUUGGAAGACUCCUCCUCAGAUCCGACCCUUCAGUCAGGAUGAGUUCAUGUUGACUGUGGAUCACACCGGGCCUCAGCUCACCUCCGGGCUCAGAGGUGAUUGGAUGGGACUGUACAGGAAGUUCUUCAAGUCGCCCAACUUUGACGGUUGGUAUCGUCAGCGCCACAGAGAGAUGAGUCAGAAACUGGAGAGUCUGCACCUGGAGGUCGUCUGUGACGCCGACCUGGUCGGUUGGACCAGAGACAAGUCUGAGGUGGAGAUCGUCGAUCUGGUUCUGAAGCUCAGGGAGAAACUGAAUAAAGCUCACCGGCAGCAGCUGCAGCUGAAGGACGGAGUUUCAGACAAAUUGGAGACUUUUAUUCUCUCGAUCAUCAGGACACUUCCUGGAGACCUGCAGACGGAGCUGAGGACUCACUGAGUUCUCGUAUCAUCAUAAUAAUAAUGUUAUAAUAAUACUAAUGUUUUAAGAAGUAAAAUCUGAAUCUUGA